This is a messenger RNA of Onthophagus taurus, 1110 nucleotides long. RefSeq names its product buttonhead (gene Btd). Gene Ontology annotation, biological process: regulation of transcription by RNA polymerase II. The record is from RefSeq and is a predicted model, not a curated record. Gene Ontology annotation, molecular function: RNA polymerase II cis-regulatory region sequence-specific DNA binding; DNA-binding transcription factor activity, RNA polymerase II-specific. Lineage: Eukaryota; Metazoa; Arthropoda; Insecta; Coleoptera; Scarabaeidae.
UCAGUUAUUAGCGAGUCAGUGCUUAAAGUGACCGUUUAAGGAAGGGGACUGACUACAACUUUUAAGAAGUUACUAGAUGACCACCACCAUCGUUCAUCACAGUUCUUCUUUUUCGGAAUACCACCACCAUCAGAUGAAUAGGGUUGUGCAAACACCACAAAUGAUGUCUUCAAUAAAUUUGAUUCCUCCGUGUAGACUCUAUGAUAGUUAUAAUCAGAUGACACCAUCGCCUACAUCAUCAUCAAGUAGCGAUUGGACCACGACACAAGUGCCUUCUUCAGAGCCUUCCUUAUCUCCGCUCGAGUAUUCGCCCCACUACCAAUACAGCACCAACCAAUAUUGGUUUCCGCAAUCACCAUCUGGAAGUACAACCUCUUCGACAAGUUCGGGAAGUUUUUCGCCUGUGACUCAAAGUGGAUAUUAUGCAUACUCAUGGCCACCACCUCAUCAAACAUCUUACGUAAUUCCGUACGGAAUCAAACCCGAAUUUCCAACGAAUUACAUCAAAGGUAGACGAUGCAUUAAAUGCCAGUGUCCGAAUUGUUUAAAAGAAGAACAUGGGGGUGUUAAGACGACAGGAAAAAAGACACACGUGUGUCAUUAUCCAGAUUGCGGGAAAGUUUACGGUAAAACGUCACAUUUACAAGCACAUUUGAGGAUGCAUUCUGGGGAGCGACCUUUCGUGUGUAAUUGGUUAUACUGUGGAAAGAGGUUUACAAGAUCAGAUGAGUUGCAAAGACAUCUUAGAACUCACACGGGUGAGAAGAGAUUUUCUUGUGAUGUUUGUUCGAAAAGGUUUAUGAGAUCGGAUCAUUUGGCAAAACAUGUUAAAACGCACAAAAAUAUCAACAAGAAAAGUACAUCAAAAAAUAACGAAAAUGAAAAAAAAGUAUCAAGUUUAGAUAAUAACCCAGAAACGAAUCCAAUCCAAUCGAGUUCACUUGAAUUACCACGUAUACAAACAUUACCUUCUACAAACCAAUAUUUACAUCAUUUCCAAGAGUCCUCCUCAAGUUAUAUCAACCAAACUGGACAUUAUAGUUUUUAUAUACCACAUCCACAUUUGGUCGAUCAAAGGCAAUGACGAAUCAUUAUGUAUAUUUUUUUUGA